AUGGAUAUGGUUUUUAAGAUUGUUUUAAUUUUUUCGGUUUUAUACAAAAAUAUUCCUGUAACAAAUAGCAAACAAUGGGGAACCAAUUCCACAAUCGAAAUAAGCAUUCGUGAUAUGAAAGAAUCAUUACAUUUAACACAAUGUGAUUGUGGGCUUCCACCAAUAAUAAGGGUCUCAAGAGGUGGUGGAUUUAGUCCUCGUGGAAAUAGUAUUUUUAAUGGUGGAAGACGUUCAUCAAUGCGACAGAAAUCAGAUAAAGCAUCUUCAGCACCACCAAAAGAAACACCUGGUGCUUCGGGUGGUGGAAAAGGAUACGGAGGAGGGAAAGAUAGUGAUAAAGACGAAGGUGGUUUUAGAAAAGGUUCUGGGACUUUAAGAAAAACUAAUAAAAGUAUAACAAAAGAAGAUACCUCAGAAGAAGAUGGAGAAAGAGACGAAAUGCACUCUGUCGGAAGAGCUUUGGAUGAUGUAGAUGACAACAUUCUAUUCUCUAUUAAUCAAAUUAAUUUACAAACUGAAGAUAUCAAUAACGAUAACGAAAACAAUCAUGGUCAAUAACGUUUCACAUUUCUAUCCCCAAUUCAUUUUGUUUACACAAAUGGAUAGACUCAAAUGGGAAAAAAUGGGUUGGUGAGCUUUAGUGUUGUA
Messenger RNA from Chrysoperla carnea, 648 nucleotides. RefSeq lists its product as uncharacterized. Bases 1 to 558 code for a protein of 185 amino acids. The record is from RefSeq and is a predicted model, not a curated record. The transcript is spliced from 3 exons. NCBI's taxonomy places the organism in Eukaryota, Metazoa, Arthropoda, Insecta, Neuroptera, Chrysopidae.